Messenger RNA from Theobroma umbraticum, 848 nucleotides. RefSeq lists its product as uncharacterized. Gene Ontology annotation, biological process: protein ubiquitination. Lineage: Eukaryota; Viridiplantae; Streptophyta; Magnoliopsida; Malvales; Malvaceae. Gene Ontology annotation, cellular component: cytoplasm. Gene Ontology annotation, molecular function: ubiquitin protein ligase activity. The record is from RefSeq and is a predicted model, not a curated record.
GUACGUGUUGAAUGAUAGAAAUUUUGGCAUGAGGGAUGGUUUCUUGCCCUGCUGUCUACGGUGAGUUAUGUCCUGUUUUGAGAACCAUUGUUUUGGACAGGCAAUCUCUGUUUCUUCUUCUCCUGAUUACAUUUUCAAAACGACAGUACUGCAUGCGAACUGCAACAUUAUAUUUGGGAAUAAGCGCAAACAAAAAUCACGAUAAACCGAUGCCUAAAGCCAGAAGUAAGAUUGAGGCGGAAGACGGUGAACAUGAUCAUCUGAUGCAACUGGAAGAUUCCUCACCCUUCCCUGUGUUUUCUAUUGAAAUCUUUGCUAACAUCGUUUCUCAUGAACCAACCAUUAUGCAACAGCUUUUGGUGCCACAGGGCCAGUUGAUGCAGUCCGGCACUUCCUGGUCAGCUAUAUCUAGCAAGCUUUCACGGAUGCAUGUACCCUUUAGCCUUCAUGCGACGGUAACGCAAAAGAUCAUAGAAUGUGCACGUUCAGCAGCGAACGAGGUACAAAACAAGAACCGCAAGAACAUACCUAUUGUUGUGACUCUUUGUCCUGUAAGACUAAUGGAAGAGGAAGCGCUACUUUCUGAGCUCGACGCUUCUGCAGAAUCCUUCGAUGUGCAAGUUUUCAGGCUGUGGGGUGCAAGCAAGGGAGCUAGAGAGGCACUGGAGAAGGUUAAAGUUGAAGGAUUUACAGGACAGUGUGUUAUUUGUUUGGAAGAGAUUUUGGAUCGGAUGAAAGCUUGUGGAAUGCCUUGCUCCCAUGUAUAUCAUCACGAUUGCAUCGUCAGCUGGUUGGAGAAGAGCAACGUUUGUCCACUUUGUCGAUUCAGAUGCCUAAUUGAUCUGUGA